This is a messenger RNA of Diaporthe batatas, 690 nucleotides long. RefSeq lists its product as uncharacterized. NCBI's taxonomy places the organism in Eukaryota, Fungi, Ascomycota, Sordariomycetes, Diaporthales, Diaporthaceae. The record is from RefSeq and is a predicted model, not a curated record. Bases 1 to 690 code for a protein of 229 amino acids. The transcript has a single exon.
AUGCCAGCUGACUUUGACAAGCAAGAAUACUGGCACGACCGCUUCGCCAAGGAGACCCGCUUCGAGUGGCUGGCGACAUCGGACGAGUUCAUGCGCAUCCUCGAGGCGGACACGGACUUCUCAAAACUACUACAGCGCAGCCCUGCCCUGUCCACCUCGCCCUCAUCCCCACCGCCUCGCAUCCUCCACGUCGGCUUCGGCACCAGCGACCUGCAGAACCACCUCCGGGCCGCCGGGCUCGAGAGCGUGCUCAACGUCGACUACGAGCCGCUCGCCGUGGAGCGCGGGCGUUCGCACGAGGAGGGCCGCUUCGGUGACGUGAGGAUGGGAUACGCGGUCGCGGACGCGACGAGGCUGGACGUGGACCUUGGGCGGGUGGCGCAGGCGGCGGGGGGUGAGCAGCCUGAAGACCAAACCCCAAGAUUCGAUCUCGUCAUCGACAAGAGCACAGUCGACGCGGUGUCGUGCGGCGGCGAGGAGGUGGUCCUGAGGAUGUGCCGCGCCGUCAGGAGAUGUCUCGCCCCUGGGGGGUUUUGGGUCUCGCUUAGCUACUCGGCGUCGCGGUUUGACAUCGAGGGGUUGCCGUUCCGGUGUGAGGUCAUCGCGAGGAUCCCGACGAUGAAGUUCAGGGAGACGGAUCCUGAUGUUUAUCACCAUUGCUAUAAAUUGACGCUGGGGGAUGAGCCGUGA